Molecule: messenger RNA, 1146 nt
Organism: Morchella sextelata
Lineage: Eukaryota; Fungi; Ascomycota; Pezizomycetes; Pezizales; Morchellaceae
Exons: 3
Coding region: 1-1146 (381 amino acids)
Biological process (GO): protein ubiquitination; modification-dependent protein catabolic process
Cellular component (GO): cytoplasm; nucleus
Molecular function (GO): ubiquitin protein ligase binding; protein tag activity
Source: RefSeq, a predicted model, not a curated record
AUGCAGAUCUUUGUUAAAACUCUCACCGGCAAGACCAUUACCCUUGAGGUCGAGUCAUCAGAUACUAUCGACAACGUUAAGAGCAAGAUCCAGGACAAGGAGGGAAUUCCCCCGGACCAGCAGCGUCUCAUCUUUGCAGGCAAACAACUCGAAGAUGGUCGGACAUUAUCCGAUUACAAUAUCCAGAAGGAGUCCACCCUUCACUUGGUUCUUCGCCUACGUGGAGGAAUGCAGAUUUUUGUCAAAACUUUGACCGGAAAGACCAUUACUCUUGAGGUUGAGUCUUCGGAUACGAUCGACAACGUCAAGAGCAAAAUCCAAGACAAAGAGGGCAUUCCCCCAGAUCAACAGCGUCUUAUCUUUGCCGGCAAGCAGCUUGAGGACGGCCGCACUCUUUCGGAUUACAAUAUUCAAAAAGAAUCAACCCUCCAUCUUGUCCUCCGCCUUCGUGGUGGUAUGCAGAUCUUUGUCAAGACUCUGACUGGGAAGACCAUUACCUUGGAGGUCGAAUCAUCGGACACUAUCGAUAAUGUCAAGAGCAAAAUCCAAGAUAAAGAGGGCAUCCCACCGGACCAACAGCGUCUCAUUUUCGCUGGUAAGCAGCUUGAAGAUGGACGAACCCUCUCUGAUUACAACAUCCAGAAAGAAUCCACCUUACAUCUUGUCCUUCGCCUUCGUGGUGGUAUGCAGAUUUUUGUUAAAACCCUUACUGGCAAGACAAUCACCUUGGAGGUCGAGUCCUCUGAUACCAUCGAUAAUGUGAAGUCGAAGAUCCAGGACAAGGAGGGAAUCCCGCCAGACCAGCAGCGCUUGAUCUUUGCUGGAAAGCAGCUUGAAGAUGGUCGUACUCUGUCAGACUACAACAUUCAAAAGGAAUCUACCCUUCAUCUGGUCCUCCGUCUCCGUGGUGGUAUGCAGAUCUUUGUCAAGACAUUGACUGGAAAAACCAUUACCUUGGAAGUUGAGAGUUCAGACACCAUCGACAACGUGAAGAGCAAAAUUCAGGACAAAGAAGGAAUUCCUCCAGACCAGCAGCGCCUUAUCUUCGCUGGUAAGCAGCUCGAGGAUGGGCGUACGUUGAGCGACUACAACAUUCAGAAAGAAUCGACUCUACACUUGGUACUUCGUCUCCGUGGGGGGUUGUAA